Molecule: messenger RNA, 1011 nt
Organism: Orussus abietinus
Lineage: Eukaryota; Metazoa; Arthropoda; Insecta; Hymenoptera; Orussidae
Gene: PIG-F
Product: phosphatidylinositol-glycan biosynthesis class F protein
Exons: 2
Coding region: 229-927 (232 amino acids)
Biological process (GO): GPI anchor biosynthetic process
Cellular component (GO): endoplasmic reticulum membrane
Source: RefSeq, a predicted model, not a curated record
CCUGCCCGUGAGCAAUCUCCCAAUUCAUCUCUGGUACAAAUAUUUUUCCAACUAUGCGAAGUUUUUGUUAUUGGAAUAUGCCAAUUAAUGUGAAAUUCCGAUUUCCACGUGCUUGCAUAAUUUUAUAACAACAUGUUUCCACCGUGUUGCACGUUAAAUUAAACAGUCCUCGUUAUUGGCCAUUAUUUUACUGUUAAGAAUUAAUAGACAAAUUAAGAUCAAAUAGAAAUGGGGAUUGACAGCAUACAGGAACGAAGACUGUUAUUAUUCUACUCCUCGUUUACGUGCAUUUAUUUCUCAAGUGUGCUAACACUCCUCAAAUUGCAUAAUAACUUAGAUAGUGUUAGAACUUUUAAAUGUAUUCCAAUCUUAAUUAUUUUAAUGUUUUCUGAAGCAUUGAAAUUUGUGUUUUUAUACUUUAAAUCUGAACAGCCUGUUUUAGGGAAACUCGAAUCACGAACAUCUUUCCAAUCCAAGAAAACCUGGAUGAGGUUUCUGAGGAACUUUAUUAAAUUUAUUAUCAUCUCGUUUACUCUAUCAAUUAUUUAUUAUAUCACAAUUGUACUUUUUGGAGCACCGAUGGUAUCUCAUUUCGAGGAAACAGCUACGUUAACUAUUACUUUAACUGUUCUGACAUUUGUUUUGGUAAGCUCGCAAAUAGGGGUCGAUGAAGCAUUGUUUAUUUUAUGUGGUUUACGAAAGAAUGAUUGUAAUUUAUUAACACGUGCGGCUGAGACUCACACAAAGGUGACUCUUUUAGGAGCAUGGUUAGGUGCUAUUGUAAUUCCUCUCGAUUGGGAUCGACCAUGGCAAUCUUGGCCAAUUCCCUGUGUAAUCGGUGCGCUCCUCGGCUAUACAGUAGCUCAUUCUAUUACAGCGAUACAAACUCUCUUAACACUGAAGUUAAACAAGAAAUUACAUAGGUAAUCAAAUUUAUCCUUUACGACCUGUAUAAAGUUUUGUAUUAAAUUUAUUAGGAAUUGGAAAAAAAUAAAAUCAUUCCAAACCAUC